Messenger RNA from Diaporthe amygdali, 279 nucleotides. RefSeq lists its product as uncharacterized. The transcript has 2 exons. NCBI's taxonomy places the organism in Eukaryota, Fungi, Ascomycota, Sordariomycetes, Diaporthales, Diaporthaceae. The record is from RefSeq and is a predicted model, not a curated record. The coding region runs from base 1 to 279 and encodes 92 amino acids.
AUGCUGAAGUUGGGGACGAUAGCAGAGCAACUCAUCAAAACUGAAAGCACUGCUCCAGAUGGAAAAGAUGCGACGGCAUAUAAUCAGUUGGAACGACUGGCGCUCUCGAUCGAUGCCCCGGGACGAAGCCUGGGCCAUGGAGCUUCAAGAAAUGGCCGUGUGCGGGUAGAAAUCCGGGACUGUCAAUGGUGGAUUCGUCAGUUGGUAUCAUCCAUGAUCGAGAAGGAUAUGGUCACUAGUGAGGCUCAGCAGGUGCUUGAUGAAGCGCCGAAGCACUGA